This is a messenger RNA of Vespula vulgaris, 6684 nucleotides long. RefSeq lists its product as uncharacterized. Lineage: Eukaryota; Metazoa; Arthropoda; Insecta; Hymenoptera; Vespidae. Gene Ontology annotation, cellular component: Dbf4-dependent protein kinase complex; nucleus. Gene Ontology annotation, biological process: regulation of cell cycle phase transition; positive regulation of nuclear cell cycle DNA replication. Gene Ontology annotation, molecular function: nucleic acid binding; protein serine/threonine kinase activator activity; zinc ion binding. The record is from RefSeq and is a predicted model, not a curated record. Bases 1480 to 5997 code for a protein of 1505 amino acids. The transcript has 6 exons.
UUUUCGCGCCAUCUUUAGUCGUUCAUGCGAAGUUAAGUCUUUUCUCGUGGAGAUGGCUCCCUGGGUGUACGUAUACGUACGUGUGCAUGUUUUGAACGUGUGCGUUCGAAAAAGAGAAGCAUGGCGAUGGUCGGGUGGGGGUAAUGAACGAGAAAAUACGCUAGGGCUGUUUGUAACAGAAAGCGAAUAUGACGCUCGUGCGAGGAAUGAAAAAUGGGUAGACGAAGCCGUGUUCUCCGUCAUCUUCGGCGAAGAUCAGCGGACGCGGACACAAAGCGCCGCCACCAGGCACCCGUGCUAAGCUGUUAACGGCGAAUGGCCAUUUUGUGCGUGACAGUUCUCUCCCGCGAAGCAAGAAUAACAACGACAUUGCAUCUGCCCAAACGAUCUCGCGCAUAUUCACCAGGAAUUUCGCUCCUACACAUUUUGCAAUUAAAAUCGUCGUCGUCGUCGUCGACGUCGUCGUCGUCGUCGUCGUCGUCGUCGUCGUCGUCGUCGUCGUCGUCGACGUCGUCGUCGUCGUCGUCGUCGUCGUCGUCGUCGUCGUCGUCGUCGACGACGACCGCAGCUUUGCCCGGUCUCUUUUUAACAACGAUUUUCACGCGCAAGUCUGCACAACUUCAAAAACUGUAUAUUCGCGCGCGCGUUAACGCAUUUAUUAUGAGAAGUCGGUGAUAUUGUAGAUAUUUUGUAGACACGAUCAGUGUCUUAUUUUUGAAGUAAUUUCGUUUGCAAAACUCGAGCGUGUUUCUGCGACACGCGUCUUGACAGCAAACCCUUCCUUUCCUCUCCUUCAUCCCCCCCUUUUUAUCCCCUGUCUUUUUCUCUUUCUCUUUCGCCUUCCUUACUGCUCUUUCUGUUCCUCUUAUUUCUUCUCUUGCUUCUUCUCUUACCAAACGUGAAUUUUACGACGAACAUUCGUUCCUUCUCGAAAAAGAACAACUUCUCCUUUCAAAAUAAAUUUCACUCUUACGAGGAUCAUUAAGGAGCACGUGUCUCUCGUGUGUGUUGUGUUAUGUGCUACUGUGCACCCAAAAAAUGUGAGACACGUAUUGUUCGAAAUCCGUGUGUAUUAUGUGGUGCAUUAGGACUACCAUAUUAACCGCACCAAGUUUUAGCGUCAAUGACAUACGCGUUCUGUAUUUCUCUUGGUGCCAUUCUUGAGAACGUUCGAUCCGAAAAUUACUUUCGGUUUCCGACGUACUUUUCAUCGCGUACAUCGCUCUGUCUGAAGAAGACUGUUGUGCUUGGAAUAUCGUUUGAAGUCGGCUCAAAACAAAACACUGGACGAUUAUUCUGUGUCAGGAAAAAUUGGUGAUAGAAUUAUUUUUAGUGCGCACCGUUAGUCUAGUUGUCACAGAUCGUAUAGAUAGAAUUGGUCAAGUUCAUUGCGAAAAGUAUAAAUGGGGUUGUAUCAGUGGAGGCAGCGGGGGAACCCCCUCGCUGAGGAGCACGGAAGUUCCAACUCCGACACCUCCUAUGCCAUUUUUAAGUUCUGAGUGUCCUUUGUACAAUACGACCAAUCUGCAGGGUCACACUACCCAAAGAUCUAAAUCGCGGACGGAUGCAAUGUUGGAACGUGCUCUGACUCAACCACAGCAUUGUUCCGUGGAUCCGCUUGACAACGCCCUGAGCUGGGGAAUACCUAUCUGGGCAACCGAUAAAAUUCAGGCUUGGCUCGAUAAGAUCUAUGCAUCUCUUAAAGAUACUAAUAGUUUGAAACAUCUACAAGGAACGACGAGCAGGCAUAGGUUUGAAAAAGAUCUUAAAGUCAAGCAUUUGAAAGAGUCAUAUGUCAAGUUUGAAUCUUUCCACAGAGAUACAAGACCUGUAUUUUUGGAAUUAUCAACGUGGCCAACGUUGAACUUUGACGGCGACCCAGGAACUUGUCCUUUUGACGCAAAGAGGAGAGAGAAACUUGAAAAUAAAACAAAUAAGGAGGUUAAAGAAAACAGAGAAGCUAUUGCAAAUAAAAAAGAAGGUAAAGAGAUGACUCGACGACCACGUACCACUGCAGCUCGUGCUCGUAGAACAGAACAAUUAGGAGCUGGUUACUGUGAAAUAUGUCGAAUAGAUUAUCGUGAUCUAACGAAACACGUACAAAGUGAUCAACAUUCGAAUUUUGUUCAAAACGAUGACAAUUUUCUCUCUUUGGAUACAUUAAUCAAUACAAGUGCCAGUGUAGAGGCAUUUUUGAAACUAAACAGAACAAAAGAUAUCGGAGAAGAAUGCAAUAUAUAUCCAACUGAAGAUCGUACUCUUCGCGAUGUACUGCCAGAGGAAAAGGUCACUAAACAUGAAAAGACUUUAAAUAAUUUUUCUGUACAAGGAAUAGACAUGGUGCAGUGCAAUGGAACGAGAAGAAAUCUUAAUUUAAAAUUAAAUUCUCCUCACAACUUGCGAACGCGUGCAAAACACGAAAGUGGACAUUUAUUGAGAUCAAAGGGUAGCCCUUGGCACGAAGUCGAUAAGAAUGAAAAAUUUUAUGACAGAUUCGAGGGUUUUACUAUAAAAAAGAGAGCAAAGGGAACCAUUUGGAUCGAAGAAGAAGAUCCGGAAAAUAAAUACUCGCAAGCGAAUGACAUUAAAAACUCUGACCAAGUAGAUUAUAAUAAUAUUAAGUCGCCGGGAAAAGAUGUAAAUGGCAUCAAUCAACGUGGGUAUGGGGAUAAUAAUUCUGUAAAUAAAAGACAUAAUGGUACAGAUAAUCAGGAUAUUAAAGAAUUAGAUGGAAGGGUUCCAACUAAUGAACAAAAUGUUGUGUUUAAUCCUGAGCUUCCUUCAAAGAAUGCAAACGAUGUAAAUGUUAAUAUUCACGGAGAGAUUAAUGAGAAUAGAAGAUCUACUUUGUUAAAAAAUAAUGUAAAUAUAAAUGGCUUAUCUGAUAAGAAUAAUCGUAUCGAAUCAUGGAAAUCUGUAGACGGUAAAGUAAAGUUUGAUGGUGUAAAGCACGAGUUGGAGUUACAAAGAGUCCGAUCGGACAAUGAAAGAUCUGGGAACGAUCAUAAUGAGAAGGGAUCUGAAGUAGUUCGUAAUAAUGGCCAUACGGAGAACAACCAAAAAGAAUUUAAGACGGUACAAUGUACGGAAAAAGAAUUAGGUUGUGAGAAACUCCGAUCGCCUAGAGCUGGUAGAAGAGGUGGUAGAAGUUUUCGCGGGCGUCAUAGAUUGUCGGUCGAAGAACGGCUGAUCGAGGAUAAUCGUGCAUAUUACAAGGUCGAAGUAUUAGGAAGUAAGUUACGAUCGAGCACGUUACCAGGCAAUAAUAACGCAUCAAAUCCUACAAUUAAGGAUGCGGACGAGGGUGAAAAGAAGGAACAGCCAUCCAGUGAAAAACCAGUCGUCGUAAGAUUCAAACGCGUAAGAAAAUCUGAACUCUCCCUGCUCAGCGACGAGGCCGAGUCUUUCAUGUUUGGAGAACCCAAGCGCGAUGACACCAGCGAAGUUAGCGACGAAGAACAAGCUAGCAUUUUACCGAGAGAUACCGAAAGCGAAUACAACGAGACUGUCAGUUCCGACAUACUUAGUUCGAGUUUGGAUUCCAGUCCUCGGAUAAAGCAAGAGAUUUUGGAAGAAGAUUCUCAGGAUUCUGUAAAUCUUGGCAGAGCGAGGAAAAGAAGACGGACACAGGCAGAGGCGCUUAUCAAAGACAACGCUGAUUACUAUAAGUUCGAGACACCUGGCAGUAGACUGAGAUAUCAGACACCUUUAACGGGGGUCAAGGUAUCCAUUAAUCCCGAGCAUAUAAGCAAGGAAGUACGGUCUGACGUUAACGGUGGAGAAAUUGUAGAGAAAAUAUAUCCGUCCAAACCUUCGGCAGAAGUUGAAAGAAUGCAAUUUUCGUUCGAAGUAGUACCAAAAUCGGAGCCAUGGUAUCAAACCUAUCAACGGCAAGACGAAGGCGCAGAAUUUUGGCAUUAUUUUAGCGAUGGAGAUACAGGAAGGCCGUUCCUUUUGCCCUAUGAAAUAGAAAACUUCCACGAGACUAUACUGAGGAAUCAGGCGAAGAAUGAAAACAGGAAAAAAGGUAGAGGUCGUAGUAUGGGCUGCAUCGGACGGUCGCCUAGAAAAAGUCCACGUUGUCAUGCAUCGACGUUGGCUAUAAUGUCUACGAUCAUAAGAAAAAGGGAACAGCAGCAACUCUCUUCAAAUUUGUGUACGAUAGAAGAAUAUCGAUCUCCUAAAUCGCAGAUUGAUAGUCCACCGAAAGCAGAUACAAAAGCGGAUUUAAAAUUGGAUUCAAAGACGACCGACAUCGAUGAAGAACUGAAGGAAAUCGCGAAAAAUAUCGAUGAAAUGCUUAAUAUGAGAGACACCUUAGAAAUAGAGGAUGCGUUUGAAACCGAUAAUGCGCAACUCGAGGGGCUAGAGGAGGAGGAUGACUUCAUCGAAUCAAACGUACCGAAAGGUCCUCCGGCGAAUCUGUUGGAAUUACUGGACAAUUGUCAUGAACUCGUACCGUGUAUAGAAAACUCAUCGUGUGCAAGCUCGGAGUGUGGUGAAGGAAAUGUCGAGUCGCCCUUAAAACGACGUAAGAAGAGAAAAAAUAGAACCGGAUGGCCUGGAAUUAAAAUACGAAAAAAGUUACAAAAUAAAAUAAUUAUAGGCUCGUACAACGGUGGUCAGGGAAAUUUCAAGAGAGGAGAGUUAUCAAGAGAGAAAAGUGUUGGUCUGUUUGAAGGAAAUGCCGACGCCGACGCCGACGCCGACGCCGACGUGUCUUUACGAUUGAUGGCAGAUACACGUGCAGAAAUGGUUUUAUCGAAUGGUAGUACAAUGUCAUCUACUACUAGGUACAAUGAAAAGACAUCAAUCGAUAAAAAAAAUAAUAAAAGCACGGCGGAUGAUUGCGAUGAUUCUAGCGUAUCUGCUAAAGCAUCUCUUAAAACGUGUCCUAAAACGUGUCCUAAAACGUGUCCUAAAGCGUGCCCUAAAGCGUGCCCUAAAACGUGCCCUAAAACGUGCCCUAAAACGUGCCCUAAAACGUGCCCUAAAACGUGUCUUAGCACGACCGUGAUUAGUAAAAAUAAAGGUAUGGACAAUAGCGGUGUCAAAAAUUGCACCGCCACUGACGAGUUGAAAAUUCCUAAGGUAUUUAGCGAGGCGCAAAGAACUUUGUCGGAUAAGAAUUUUACGUUGGACAUAGAAGAAGAAGUAUCGGAGAACGAUCCUGGAAACGACGAAAAUCACGAGAAUGUAUUUAGGAAAGAUGUUAACGGUGUUAUAAUGUUAGAACGACCAUUCAUUGCGAAAGCGGUCGUAAAGAAACGUCCGCGCAUAAACACAUCCUCGGAGAGCUGCGAAUCGCGUACCGAAAUUGAAAAUCAUGACAUUUUGUUGUCUAGGAAAGACAUAGAUUCUGGCAUAGUGUCGAGAAAGCAUCAUGGCUCCAGCGAAGUGUCUAGGCUAGGAUGUCAACAAACUCAUUCGGAAAAUUCUAAUAUCGAUGUAGACGCUCAUAGGAGUGUUUACAGAAGGAGUAAGGUAGGAGUAGUGACGUCUAGGAAACGAGUCAACACGAGGAAACAACAACGAAGGAAUAAUAACGUUCCCUCGGAAUCCGUAUACGAGAGCGAAAAUUGUAAGAAAGAGUCUUAUUUGAGUAUUACUUGUAAGAAGCAAGAAACUAUGAAGAGUGCAAAGAAACAAAGCGAUGAAACGAUAGGAUCCUCGGUGGACGUACAAGACUCGGCUGAAUUGGAGUGCGCACUGUCGGAACGUAACACGCCUACCACCACCACCACCACCACCACCACCACCACCGUCGUGCCGUCUUCCGAUUUACAACAAAGACGUUCGAGCAUCGAGUUUCAGCCGGUAGUUAGAAUGAUGAAGAUAGACAAUCCAGUUGACAUGGAUCACAGUAUUUUGUCGGUGACUGUAGCGAGUAAUAGAAGAUUAAGAAGUUCCAAUUCUCAUAGACCGAACGCACAGCCACCGCGAAAACGUUUAAAAACUGCUCGUGGACAAUUUGGAAGGUGGCUAAAGAGUAGCUGAAAUCUCGAAUAAAUCGCGCCUACGCUACCGUGAAAUUUCGAAAUCGGAGUCCUCUUUUAUGCCGCCGCUCCUUCUUCUUGCCACCAAGAGGCGCUGGAAUUUUGAAAUUUUAUUUACCCAUGUAAAUUAUGUGUAAUAUAGUAUUCGUCUAUGUAGUAUAUAGUAUUUAACAUUACUGACACGUAAAAUCUUAGUAAUACCCUUACUUGAUAUCUCUUGACGGUACACGCGACAUCGCGUCGUCAAACUUCUUGUACAUUCGUCGAAUGCGGUCUUGGAUGUUCUCGGAAUUAAUGUGAGUUUCUUUUUUCUAUACGCGUUAUCCCCUCCCCCUCCCACACACACACACUCAUUUCCACUCUCACAGCGGCUUUUUCGUUUAUAUCAUAAUGUUUGUAACAGGUACAAAAAUAUUCCAUGUAUUAUAUAAACGGUAUUUCUGGAACAUAUGUGACUAAAGAGAAGAGAUUCUUUAAGUGCACGAGACUGCAUACAGCUUUAUAAUAUGUAUAAUCAUAUUCUGUUUAUGCUUCGCAUUAUUCAAGGUAACACUGUAAAUCCUCGGAGGAAAACGAAAAGAAAAAAAAAAGGAAAAACCCUAAUUAUUUUAUUUCAAGUGGAAAUAUGUAAGUUUCUCGUGAGUUCAACAAGAAAAAUUAUUAUUAAAGAUACGAAUUUUUCAAUAAA